AUGCCAUUCCAGAACGAUUAUAGGAGGCAGCAUGAUGACGAAAACGAAAAUCAAGGCGCUUCAGACCAUGAAGCAAUAGUUGAAGCAGCUGAACCCUCUGUUGAAACAAACGGCGAGACUUUCAUAGACGAAGAGAGCGUUGAAGAGGAAUUCGAGUAUGAUUAUGCUAUGUCAAUCUCCGAGUUACUAUAUAGUACCUCUUCUUUCUAUGCCAUCGUCGUUCCAGUAACGUGCACCAUGGUCCUUGCAGCCCUUGCGGUUGUGUUUAUUAAUAACGAAGAUACAGUUGAACAAGGAGCGCAACAGAUGGCGCAAGCAUACCAGAUUUUGAAAAUCGACAGUGAAUCUUCCGUUGGAGAAAAUAUUGGUUUUGCAUUAGCAAAUGGGUUGAUUAUGGUCUCAGUGAUCUGUCUCAUGACCUUUGUAAUUGUGAUGCUUUAUCGCUUUGAAUGCAUGAAGUGCUUAAUCGGCUAUAUGAUGCUAUGUUCUACUACGUUGCUUGGAUUCUUGGGAGGUCACAUGUAUUGGGUCGCAAUUCAGAUUUACAGAUUCCCUGUUGAUAAGCUGUCCUAUUUUCUGGUGUUGUGGAAUUUCGCCGCCGUGGGAGUCCUUGCAAUCUUUUUCGGCAGAGGAGUCUCCAAGGGAAUCACUCAAGGAUAUCUCAUCUCGACGUCAGUCAUCUUGGCAUGGCACCUUGACUACUUUGACGAAUAUACAACUUGGACGCUUCUGUUUAUGCUUGCGCUCUACGAUUUGUGCGCUGUCUUGACACCUUGCGGGCCCUUGAAGGCACUUGUGAAUCUAAUGUCUCGUGAUGAUGCUCCAGAGAUGCCUGGUUUGCUAUACGAAGCAGAAUUACCGCCAGAAGCCCGGCGUCCUGGAAGAGCAAAGAGCAGUAAAGACACUUCUCCCAGCAUCAACAAUAGAAUGGCGGAAGGAGUCGAUGGCACCAUCGAGGUUCCGCUUGCAAUAGCAAGAGUGUACAACUUGCCUGUGCUAUCCAUACCAUCUGAAUCCGAAACCAUUUUAGGAACUUUCCAAGCUUCUGCUAAGUCGUCGAACGCACCUUUGCUCAGGACUGAUGAAUCGAAUGGGGUGAACAUUCCAGAAAAUCCAACUCCAGCGCAGCUGAAUUCAAAUGUCGUGAUCCGCUUACCACAGCAGGGAGGUAGAAUCGAGAAAACGAAACGUAGCGGCCAAAUUAUCUUCAUUGAGCGCGAUAGACAUGGCGCUCCAAAGCGAGUCCUAAAUGUUGACCGACUGGGAAGAGUAUUUGCAGAGUCCACGGAGGAUUUCGAAAACGGGGAAACCAGUAACACUAUUCGCCUCGGUCUUGGAGACUUCAUUUUUUACUCUGUGCUUGUCGCGAAGGCAGCUCAGUACAGCUUCACCACAUUUGUCGCAUGUGUACUCGUCAUCCUCGCUGGUCUCGGUGGGACUCUCGUUUUGCUCUCAGUCUUCCAUCAAGCUCUUCCAGCGCUGCCGAUAAGUAUUUGUUUGGGAAUUUUCUUCUACUUCGUGACACGUUUGUUCGUGGAACCAUGGGUGGAAAACAUGCUCAUGAAGCCAUAUUAUGUCUAA
Molecule: messenger RNA, 1581 nt
Organism: Cylindrotheca closterium
Lineage: Eukaryota; Bacillariophyta; Bacillariophyceae; Bacillariales; Bacillariaceae
Source: the annotation of a GenBank genome assembly